Messenger RNA from Rattus norvegicus (Norway rat), 993 nucleotides. RefSeq names its product RT1 class I, locus M6, gene 1 (gene RT1-M6-1). Gene Ontology annotation, cellular component: lumenal side of endoplasmic reticulum membrane; membrane; phagocytic vesicle membrane. The record is from RefSeq and is marked provisional. The transcript has 6 exons. Bases 1 to 993 code for a protein of 330 amino acids. Lineage: Eukaryota; Metazoa; Chordata; Mammalia; Rodentia; Muridae.
AUGGGGGCUCCAGUGCUGCAUGCUACCCUACUGCUGCUCUCAGCCUUCCUGGCUCUGACCCAAACCAAGAACCAGAGUUUUGCUGGUUCACACUUCAUGCAGUAUUUGGUAACCACCACCUCGUCUCAACCCGGUCUUCAAGAUUCGCAUGUCUGCAUUGUUGGCCAUGUGGACUACAUGCCAUUUAUGCGCUUUGACAGUGAUGGAGCUGCUCAGAGGAUCCAGACGAGAGGGCCUUGGAUGAAGCAGAUGGGGCCUGAGUAUUUGGAAAUGGAGAGAAAGAAUGCGGAGGGGUAUUCACACAGGGCUCGAGAAAACCUGCGAUUCGCAAUCCAAGUCUAUAACCAGAGCGAUAAAGCGCACUAUAGCCAUGCUUUUGACGGCCAACAUUACAUCAGCCUGAACUCGGACCUGACAACAUGGAGUGUGGGAGACAGCACAGCUCAGAUCACCAAGCGACGGUGGGAGGCAGAUGGUGUAGCAGAGGCCUUGAGUCACUUCUUGAAAGUCUCUUGUGUUGAACACCUGCAGAAGCACUUGGAGACAGGGAAGGAGACUCUACAGCGCUCAGAUCCCCCAAAGGCACAUGUGACCCUUCACCCCAGACCUGAAGGUGAUGUCACCCUGAGGUGCUGGGCCCUGGGCUUCUACCCUGCUGACAUCACCCUGACCUGGCAGUUGAAUGGGGAGGACCUGACCCAGGACAUGGAGCUUGUGGAGACCAGGCCUGCAGGGGAUGGAACCUUCCAGAAGUGGGCAUCUGUGGUGGUGCCUAAUGGGGAGGAGCAGAAGUACACAUGCCUUGUGGAGCAUGAGGGGCUGCCUGAGCCCCUCACACUGAGAUGGAAACCAGCAACUUGGCCUGUGGUUGGAAUAACUGUUGGUGUAGUUCUCCUUGGGUUUGUCAUCAUUGGAGCUCUGAUUGCCAUUGUGACCAUGAGGAAGAAGAGAGCAGACCCUGUGGAUCCUGUGGACCUUAUGGAUCCAGUGUGA